AUGUUGAGAAUUAUAAAUAAGCUUCUGAAAUGUAAAGCUGUACACAAAGCCCUAAAGCGGUUACAGGGGAGCCAAACAAAUGUAUUUAUAAACGGUAAGUCAAUAACUGUGCCGAGUUACUUCACUGUCCUUCAAGCUUUGAGGCAUGAACGCGUUACGAUCCCUUCAUUUUGUUACCACGAAAGAUUGUCCAUAGCAGGAAAUUGUAGGAUGUGCCUCGUACAGAUAGAGGGCAUGUGGAAACCGCAGAUAGCUUGCGCCCUACCAGUUUCCAAGGGCAUGAAAAUCCGAACGAAUUCAGAAAUGACUUUAAAAGCACAGGAGGGUGUUUUGGAGUUUAUUCUAGCCGAUCAUCCGCUAGACUGUCCUAUUUGCGAUCAGGGCGGCGAAUGUGACCUGCAAGACCUCUCAAUGAGAUUCGGUAAUGAUCGAACUAGAUUCACUGAUAUACAUUUCCAAGGGAAACGGGCAUCGGAGAGUAAAAACCUUGGACCACUCAUUCGAACAGAAAUGACCCGAUGCAUUCACUGCACUCGGUGUAUCCGAUUUGCUUCACAGGUUUGUGGCAUGGAAGUUUUAGGCUCCACUGGGCGGGGUGGUGAAAUGUUGGUAGGUACUUACAUAGAAAAAUUUUUCCUCUCCGAGCUGUCUGGGAACAUUAUAGAUUUAUGUCCUGUUGGAGCUCUAACGAACAAACCGUAUAUGUUUAAAGCUAGACCCUGGGAGCUUGGACGAAUCGAUUCCAUCGAUUGUACAGACGCUACGGGUACUAACAUUGUAUUGAACUUUAGAUUUAAUAGAUUACUGCGGAUUCUACCCCGUGAAAACGACGAAAUUAAUCAAGAAUGGCUCUCUGAUAAGGGUCGGUGGGCUUUUGACGCGCUCGAGGUUCAAAGACUUGUUACCCCGAUGUCCAGGUUCGAAGAUAGAUUAUGUCCGAUAGAAUGGCACGUUGCAUUAGAAAGAGCAGCUAAGUUAAUUAGAUGUACUUGUCCGCCCAGGUUAAUGGCUAUAGCUGGUCCGUAUUGUAAUGCAGAAACGCUAGUAGCCGCUAAAGAUUUAUUUAAUGCAGUCGGCUGCGAUAAUACUUACGUAGAGAGAGGUAUGUCGUACUCGAACACGGGCAUCGAUAUCAGAGCUGCGUAUUCCCUCAAUGUCAACAUGAGAGACGUCGAAACUGCCGAUAAAAUAUUGCUUAUUGGCACAAACCCUCGGUUCGAAGCCCCGAUAUUAAAUGCGCGUAUCAGAAAAGCCUAUACGCACAAUGAAUGCGAUAUUUACGCGAUUGGGCCCAACUGUCAAUAUAAUUACCACGUUGAAUAUAUAAAAGAUUCAGCGUCUGCAGUGACCUGUUUGAAAGGCGCUAAACGGCCUUUAAUAUUCGUCGGGGUUGACCAAUUACAAACUCUGAGCGCAGUCGGUAUUAUGAGUGAGGCGUACAAAAUUGCAAGUAGUUUAGGUGAAAUUGAUAAAAACUGGACAGUAGUCAACGUUGUGACUAGAGAAGCGAGUUUUGCUGGGGCUUUAGAGGCUGGAUGGAAACCGGGAGGUUUGGAUGCGGUGAGACGUGCGACUCCACAAGUCAUUCUAUCGCUUGGUGCUGAUGACAUCUUCUGCAAAUGGGAACCGCCGGAAGAGUGCACUGUUAUAUAUGUAGGGUUUCAAGGAGAUAAAGGGGCUGAGGUAGCUACGCUUAUUCUGCCUGGCAGCGCGUACACAGAAGCUGGAGGAACGUACUUGAACAUGGAAUGUCGUAGUCAAUACGCAUAUCCAGCUAUCACUCAACCCGGGAAGGCUCGCUCCGACUGGAAGAUCAUAAGAGCGAUUGCGGAAUACGCUAAAGUAUGCUUAUUCUACAGCGACACUGAUUCUAUUUGCCUCAGAAUGUCGCAGAUCAGUCCAAAUUUAGUUCAUUUGGGAAAAUAUCAGGAAAAGCUUUUCUCGGAGAACAUUCCCAAGAUGAUGAAGAAGGACACCUCUGCAGCAAAGGGUCAGAUGAACAUUCAGAUGAAGAAUUUGAAGGAUUACUACUGUUCGGACACGUUGUCUUGUAACUCUCCGACGAUGGUGAAAGCGCGAAAAGCCGUGGACACAUUGGAGGGUUCUGCUUAUGCGGUUAUAUAA
This is a messenger RNA of Bicyclus anynana (squinting bush brown), 2124 nucleotides long. Its product is annotated as NADH-ubiquinone oxidoreductase 75 kDa subunit, mitochondrial-like. Lineage: Eukaryota; Metazoa; Arthropoda; Insecta; Lepidoptera; Nymphalidae. Gene Ontology annotation, cellular component: membrane. Bases 1 to 2124 code for a protein of 707 amino acids. Gene Ontology annotation, biological process: ATP synthesis coupled electron transport. The record is from RefSeq and is a predicted model, not a curated record. Gene Ontology annotation, molecular function: iron-sulfur cluster binding; NADH dehydrogenase (ubiquinone) activity. The transcript has a single exon.